This is a messenger RNA of Pleurotus ostreatus (oyster mushroom), 2904 nucleotides long. RefSeq lists its product as uncharacterized. Bases 1 to 2904 code for a protein of 967 amino acids. The transcript is spliced from 14 exons. Gene Ontology annotation, cellular component: aggresome; amphisome. Gene Ontology annotation, molecular function: zinc ion binding; protein kinase C binding; K63-linked polyubiquitin modification-dependent protein binding. Lineage: Eukaryota; Fungi; Basidiomycota; Agaricomycetes; Agaricales; Pleurotaceae. Gene Ontology annotation, biological process: mitophagy; endosome organization; aggrephagy. The record is from RefSeq and is a predicted model, not a curated record.
AUGCACACGAGACCGGAUCGUACGCUUGUCGCAAAGUGCUUCUUGGAACAGAGUCGCAAGCGGAUCACCUUCCCCAAUGCCCGGACUUGCACGUACCAGGCGCUACGGGACAAGGCAUGCGCUCACACUUGGCUAGCUGUAGACCAGGCCUUCUCGCUGCAUUCAAAACAAUACUCUAUUCAAUACACCGACGACGAUGGAGAGAUAUCAAUUAUUACCUCGGAGGAUACCCUUACUGAAGCUAUCAACUAUUUCAACUCGGGUGGAGACGAAUCAUCGUCGUCGUCUCUCUUCGGCGGACCUCGCAAGAUCUCUAUUAGCGUCGAGAUCAACAUGGAGUACGAUGGUAUAAGUCUCUCUGAUAACUCAUCCAUUCGUAGCUUCGAGGGAAUUUCGAGUAGAAAUCUCAGCCAGGCCUCCUUCAAUUACAGUGCCCACCGACCAGAGGUUGACGACGACUCUGUCACGGUCAGCUCGCGGGAUACCGGUGCCCGAUCACCAUCUCGACUAUCCACUCCCUCUCUCAGUCCGCCGGAGGGCAGCGCCUCGUCGUCAAAUCUCUCUCCUCCACAAGUCACAGCAGUGAGCCAGAGCCGGUUCAGCGCAACCGCCGGCCGUCUGAGGAAGAUCGCCUCCUCUUUAUCUGGUCGGAGUCGCGAUCGUAGCUUCUCCGGUUUAGAAGAAUCGGCCGCCGCACGAUUCCCAGAAAACCCUUCCGCCGUAUUUGAGCGGCUGAGAUACGACGAGCAAAACGCGUCCGAUACGUCCAGCGUCGACCAUACCUUUGGCCGAGACGCCCGCGGAGCGGCUUGGUUAAGAGAGCAAAACGAGAGGGUUAUCAUCAACGUUCUAGGAGGCCUGCCUGCGCCAUCAGAAUCUGACACAUCGUCUGUGUCCAUCCAAGACGAUGCUCAAUCCGCUCGCUUCUCGGGGGAUCUCUCAUUGCAGUCGGAUGAUCGGGGCAAACGUUACUAUACGUACACCCCCGCUCGGUCCAACGCUUCUCAAUCACAAUAUGGUGAAAACGGAGCAACAUACGAAAGCGAAGCUGGUAUCCUUGACAGUAUGAGUGCACCGGGCCCUGCACGACCGAAUUCCAUGCAGCUAGAUUGGCUCGCCGCUCAGCAAGUUUCUUUCCCCGCUCCCUCCUCGCAAUCAAAUUCGCACAAUUCCGACCCACUACCAUGCCGCGAGCACAUUCACGAGAAUGGCAUUCCACAGGGCCUUGGACAAUACAUCCCCCCGGCCCAUUCACCGCCACCGGAACAAAUCACCGACUGCUCCGCCUGUGGUGUGAGACUUCACACCUUUCGGUAUGUCUGUUCGACCUGCGGACCAAAAGCCCCCAUAGGAGAGAGCCUUACACUCAAAGGGAAAGGGAAAGAAUCACCUAGUGGCUCUCCCGGCCUGACGUAUCCCCCUUGGAGCCCAGAAUUAUCUACCUCGCCGUCUAAUUCCUCGCGCACGCUGAUAGGUGACUUGGAUCUAUUUGGGAACCCUUUCCGUCAUAAACCACUUCCUUCAAUACCACCGAUAUCCGGGUCUCCUGGGAGUUCUUCGGGAUCGUCUCAGUCUGCUCAUGGACCUGGCUACGAACUCUGUUCGGGCUGCUUGGAAACUGACGGCGUGACCCAUGCUAAGGAAGGGCCUCUAAAUCCGACUCUGCCACCUUCACCUCAAGACUUGCAAGGACAUAGUUCCACUUCUCGACACAAGGCGCCUCUUCGCCACGCCUUCCAAGAGAAAGUCUGGGGACACACCGGCUGGGAUGACGUCGAACACGACGAAUCGAAGACUUCUAACUGCACGUUCUGCAAAGCCACCAAUCUGCGCAAAAGCUAUAAAUGCGCGUCAUGUAAGCAGCUCAACGUCUGUCGCGGAUGCUAUAGUCAAAUCCACGAACUACAUCCAUCUCACGCGUUUCUGGUGGUACCAGAACGACGAUUGCGUUCCUAUAGUGACCCAGAUCAUAUACCUGCAGCUCCUCUCGACAUGGGUGACGAAGAAACAAUGAAACAUCCGGGUAUCAAAUGCUCACAUUGUCUACAAGAUAUUGUCGGCGCACGAUUCCAUUGCCUACUUUGCCAGGCAGUGGACAUCUGUUCAAACUGCGAGUCCGCCGGAUUGCCCGGAAACUUCGACCCAACGGAAAGCGGCCAUACAUCGGCUCAUGUAAUGAUCAAGAUUCCGUAUCCGCUAGACUCUUCGGAGCUCCAUACGGCCAGUCAAAGAGCUAUCAACCUCUGGCAACGGAGAGAUGGUGGUAAUCUCAAUCACUCGACAUCAGAAACUGAUCUGAGCUCGGCCGUAUCAUCGUACGCGAAAACUGUGGUCGGCUCGGGGGUAUCGGGUAAUCCUCAGAGGGUGUCUCCUAACGAUCAUGGGACGAUAUGCAGAGGCUGCAACAAGCCCAUCAUCGGCAUCCGAUAUCAAUGCGCGACCUGCCCUUCAAAGCCAGCACCAUUCAGCCUAUGCGAGUACUGCGAAGAGCGAUCCUGGCAUAUUCACAACCCCCUUCAUGUCUUCUUCAAAUUACAUCGACCUGUGGAUGUUCCUUUGGAAUCGGAAACCCCAUUCUUGCCACUACUGUACUCGCAACAAGUUGCAGCAGGGUAUCAUGAUCUCCAUAACCCCAGAGGAUAUUUGCGAUCCCUUAGACAUGGAACGGCUUUAUGCGACUGUUGCAUGAAUCACAUACAAGGCGAAUGGUACCGCUGCGCGUACUGUGGGCGUGAUCUCUGCGAGGAUUGCGAGUCUAUUGACGUCCAUGAUGAAACGCACAUAUUCAUCAUGUUUAAAGGACCGGUCGAUAUGAAUCGCUUCAAACAAGCGUUCCAAAAUUACGAGGAUCCAAAUGGGAGCGUUCCCAUUAUAUCUUAUGCCGUAUAUACGAAGCCUGCAUAG